AUGGCUGUGACCAAGACAAUUGUAGUUCUACCAGGUGACCAUGUUGGUCAAGAAAUCACUGAAGAGGCCAUUAAAGUUUUAAAUGCUAUUCAGGAAUGUCGUCCAGACAAGGUCAAUUUCAAGUUUGAUCAUCAUUUGAUCGGUGGUGCUGCAAUUGAUGCCACUGGUGUUCCAUUACCAGACGAAGCUUUGGAGGCCUCUAAGAAAGCUGAUGCCGUGCUUCUGGGUGCUGUUGGUGGUCCAAAAUGGGGUACUGGCGCUGUCAGACCAGAACAAGGUCUUUUGAAAAUCCGUAAGGAGUUGCAAUUGUAUGCUAAUCUAAGACCAUGUAAUUUUGCAUCUGAUUCCUUACUAGAUCUAUCGCCAUUGAAGCCUGAAAUUGCAAGAGGUACAGAUUUCGUCGUUGUUAGAGAACUAGUGGGUGGUAUUUAUUUCGGGGAGAGAAAAGAAGAUGAAGGUGAUGGUGUCGCCUGGGAUAGCGAAAAGUAUUCUGUGCCCGAAGUUCAAAGAAUCACUAGAAUGGCUGCUUUCAUGGCUCUGCAACACAACCCACCUUUACCUAUUUGGUCUCUAGAUAAAGCCAACGUUCUAGCAUCAUCAAGAUUAUGGAGAAAAACAGUGGAAGAGACGAUUAAGAAUGAAUUCCCACAAUUGACUGUUCAACAUCAAUUGAUUGAUUCCGCUGCUAUGAUCUUGGUUAAGAACCCAACUCAUCUAAAUGGUAUUAUUAUCACAAACAAUAUGUUUGGUGAUAUUAUCUCCGAUGAAGCCUCCGUGAUCCCAGGUUCGUUAGGAUUACUUCCAUCUGCCUCCUUGGCAUCUCUUCCAGAUAAGAAUACGGCAUUUGGUUUAUAUGAGCCAUGUCAUGGCUCUGCUCCAGACUUACCAAAGGGAAAGGUUAACCCCGUAGCAACAAUCCUAUCUGCUGCUAUGAUGUUGAAGUUGUCUCUGGACCUGUUCGAAGAAGGUGAAAUUAUAGAACAAGCAGUCAAGAAAGUGUUGGAUUCUGGUAUCAGAACAGCGGAUCUAAAGGGUACCAACUCUACUACUGAGGUCGGUGAUGCAGUAGCGAAAGCUGUCAGGGAACUAUUAGCUUAG
Messenger RNA from Nakaseomyces glabratus, 1098 nucleotides. RefSeq names its product 3-isopropylmalate dehydrogenase (gene LEU2). Gene Ontology annotation, cellular component: cytosol. NCBI's taxonomy places the organism in Eukaryota, Fungi, Ascomycota, Saccharomycetes, Saccharomycetales, Saccharomycetaceae. Gene Ontology annotation, molecular function: magnesium ion binding; NAD binding; 3-isopropylmalate dehydrogenase activity. Gene Ontology annotation, biological process: L-leucine biosynthetic process. The record is from RefSeq and is a predicted model, not a curated record.